GUAUGUGUGUGCUGUCUCUUCCGCCAAGAAGCCAGCAACCAUGCCUGCAACUCCAUUUUCGUGCUCGUACCUCAUCCUUCAGCCACGCUUCAACUCCUACUUCAACCCUCUCUUCCGUUCCUUCACCUACCAGCUCUCUACUUCACCGCUCUCCUUCAAUGGAAUCAAGUUCACCGCCGCCAGAGUCCACUCUUCACUCUCGCCGGCGGCGGAGACCGAGUCUCAGAGCGGCGGUGGCGGAAGGUCUGGAGCUUUAUCUCCCGGUCCUAUAGUCGCUGGAGAGGUGCAGAGGAUCGACGUGAACCCUCCCAAGGGGACGCGUGAUUUCCCGCCCGAGGAAAUGCGCUUGCGCAACUGGCUCUUCAACAAUUUCAAAGAGGUUUCGCGUUUAUAUGGAUUUGAGGAGGUUGAUUUUCCUGUGCUUGAGAAUGAGGCAUUGUUCACUAGGAAAGCAGGGGAGGAGAUUAAGGACCAGCUUUAUUGUUUCGAAGACCGGGGUAAUCGUCGUGUUGCACUGAGGCCAGAACUUACUCCUUCUUUGGCAAGGCUGGUGAUACAGAAAGGCAAGUCUGUACCACUGCCAUUGAAGUGGUUCACUGUUGGACAAUGUUGGCGGUAUGAGAGAAUGACAAGGGGGCGCCGUCGUGAGCAUUACCAGUGGAAUAUGGACAUCAUUGGUGUUCCUGGUGUUAUGGCUGAAGCAGAGCUUAUAUCGUCUAUCGUCACUUUAUUCAAGCGAAUAGGAAUUAAAGAAUCCGAUGUUGGGUUUAAAGUUUCCAGCCGAAAGGUUCUACAGGAAGUAUUGAAGUGUUAUUCCAUACCUGAAAGUUUAUUUGGCAAGGUCUGCGUCAUUAUUGACAAAAUCGAGAAAAUUCCAGUUGAUGAGGUAAAGAAAGAGUUGAUGGCUGCUGGUGUAUCACAAGAGGCUGUCCAGAAGCUUUUGCAAGUCCUUUCUGUAAAGUCAUUGACAGGGUUAGAAGAGAAGCUUGGAAGCAGUGGGGAAGCAAUUGCUGACCUGAAACAGUUGUUUUCACUUGCUGAAAAAUUUGGUUACUCUGAAUGGAUUCAAUUUGAUGCAUCAGUUGUUCGAGGCCUUGCUUACUACACUGGCAUUGUAUUCGAGGGUUUUGAUCGAGAAGGAAAGCUGCGAGCUAUUUGCGGUGGUGGUCGUUAUGAUCAUUUGUUCUCAACUUUUGGUGCUGAUGACAUUCCUGCCUGUGGUUUUGGAUUUGGUGAUGCAGUUGUAGUGGAAUUACUUAGAGAAAAGGGUCUGCUACCGGAUCUCAGCUUACAAAUGGAUUACAUUGUAUGUGCCUUGGAUGAAGAUCUUCAAGGUGCUGCUGCUAUGGUUGCUCAUGUUCUCAGAAAAAAGGGACAGAGUGUUGACUUAGUUUUGGAAAGCAAACCUCUUAAGUGGGUUUUUAAGCGAGCUGCCCGAAAUAAUGCUCAGCGGCUUGUAUUAGUGGGGAGCUCUGAGUGGCAAAGGGGUGUGGUUGGUGUCAAAAUUCUUGCUACUGGUGAACAGUACGAGGUUAAGCUGGAUGAACUGAUAUAAAUCAGAAUUUUAUUCUUUUUAAUUUUUUUGGUUAUGUAUUUUGGUCUCGUUAGUGCUAGUAUCUUUUACCUUUAAUUUUUACCCUAGUCUAACUUUAGUACUUGUUUAUGUAUGUAUAUGCAUAAAUGCCCGACUCUGUUGAUGCUGUUAUCCUUUGUUCCUUCAUUUCCAAAAGCAUUUAUUUCUGUUCAUAUUUACAUUUUAUUGAAUCAAGUUCUUCACCUGUAUGGAUGUACCAGACCUCCCUGUCUCUACACAUGGACACACACAUUUAAUCAUAAACAAACUUGAAUACACACAUUUUAUUUGUUUA
Arachis stenosperma is the source of this 1868-nucleotide messenger RNA. Its product is annotated as histidine--tRNA ligase, chloroplastic/mitochondrial. The transcript is spliced from 11 exons. Gene Ontology annotation, molecular function: ATP binding; histidine-tRNA ligase activity. Gene Ontology annotation, biological process: histidyl-tRNA aminoacylation. Gene Ontology annotation, cellular component: cytoplasm. The coding region runs from base 41 to 1555 and encodes 504 amino acids. NCBI's taxonomy places the organism in Eukaryota, Viridiplantae, Streptophyta, Magnoliopsida, Fabales, Fabaceae. The record is from RefSeq and is a predicted model, not a curated record.